Molecule: messenger RNA, 1711 nt
Organism: Xyrichtys novacula (pearly razorfish)
Lineage: Eukaryota; Metazoa; Chordata; Actinopteri; Labriformes; Labridae
Source: the annotation of a GenBank genome assembly
AUGGACGGCAACUAUUACAACCCAAACAUGGCCAGAAACUACAACUAUCCCAACAUGGGCGGAAAUUUUAACAACCCAAACAUGGCCAGCAAUUUUGGUGAGUCAUGAUACUUAUCCACAUUUUAAAAGAAAGGACUGGUGUGUUUUAUCUCAGCUGCACAACGUGAACUCUGAUGUUACUUCUGCUUUCUUAGGAGGGAUGAAAAACUAUUUUCUAGUUGAUGCUUUUGUUUUAAAAUAAAAAUCUAAUGAGACAUUUUAGGGCACAUGGGAAAACAAUGUUAAUUCAAAGUCAAUAUUAAAAGUCACUAGAUGGACAUGUGUACCGGUAGUUUAAAUUUUGAUUUCAGUGGAGGGAUUGUCGAAGCAUAUGAAUGAUGAAAAUGCCAUUUUUGAUCCAAAGUAUCAGGGUCCUUUUUAGAAGAAAGUUCAGAACCUAAGUUUGAAAGUGAAACUGUGCUGUUAGCUAAACUCUUUUCUAUUUGAUAUCAUAAAAUAAUUAACAGUAUCUGUUUUUGGUGACUUUAUCUGUUGCACUCUUCCUUUCUGAGUGAACUGCCCUAACUCAAGACCUUAUCCAAUCUCUUUAACUUUUUACACAGGGUAUACCAUUACUAAUAAUGAUGAAGUGAGAAUAGUGAUGGUGGGGAAGACUGGAAUUGGGAAAAGCGCCACUGGAAACACCAUCCUAGGAAGAGACUGCUUUGAAUCAAAGUUCAGUGCUCAGUCCAUGACUGUGGACUGCUCCAAAGGCAAGGGCACAGUGGACGGACAAAAGGUGGCUGUGAUUGACACCCCAGGCCUGUUUGAUACCAGGUUUGGGAUGGACAAGACAGCCAAAGACAUCAGCCAGUGCAUCACUUAUGCUUCUCCUGGUCCCCAUGUGUUCAUGGUGGUCAUCCGGCUGGGUAGAUACACUGAAGAGGAAAAGCAGACGGUGCAAAGGAUUCAAGAGAUCUUUGGUCAGGCAGCAGACAGAUACAGCAUGGUUCUCUUUACCGGAGGAGAUGAGUUAGAGGCGGAAGAAAAAACUAUUGAGGGUUUCUUGGCUGAAUGUCCAGACCUGCAGGAGCUUGUCUCCAGGUGUAAUGGUCAGUACCAUGUCUUCAACAACAGGAAAAAAAAAGAUCGUUCUCAGGUCACUGAGCUUUUGCAGAAGAUCAGAAACAUAGUCCAGAAGAACGGAGGAAGCCACUACACCAAUGAGAUGUUCCAAGAGGCCGAGAGGGCAGUUGAAGAGGAGAAACAACACAUCCUGAAGGAGAAAGAGGAGCAAAUACGCAAAGAAAAAGAGAAACUUGAGAGGGAAAUACGGCAAAAGUAUGAAAAAGAGAUGAAGAGAAUCAGUGAUCAACUUCAGGCUGAGAGAGAGAGGGAGAAGAAAGAGAGAGAGGAGGAGAGGAAGAGGGAGAAGCAGGAGAUGAAUGAGGAGAGAAUGAGGGAGAGAGAGGAGAGACAAGCAGAGAGGAUGAGAGAGAGGGAGGAAAAAGAAAAAGACCUGAACAAACUGAAGGAACAGUUUGAGAGUGAUCUGAAAGAGGAGAAGAAAAGGAUAGAAGAAAAGUUUGACAGAGAGGCCAGAACAGAAGCUGAGGAGUCUAAUCCUAUGUACUAUCUGGUUAAAGCUGGGGAAGCAGUGGUUGACGCAGGCAAGCAUGUAGUCAGUGGAGCCAAAGCAUUGGGGAGGAAAAUUUGGGGAUGGUUUAAGUAG